Scatophagus argus is the source of this 569-nucleotide messenger RNA. Its product is annotated as sperm acrosome membrane-associated protein 4-like. The record is from RefSeq and is a predicted model, not a curated record. Lineage: Eukaryota; Metazoa; Chordata; Actinopteri; Scatophagidae. The coding region runs from base 117 to 569 and encodes 150 amino acids. The transcript has 3 exons.
AGACUGCAGGCUGUGAUUGGUGCGGGACAAACAACAGGUGCAUCCCCGCCUAAUCCAAUUUCAUCCGAAUUCCUCAGCAGUCCUCAUGGUGCGGUGGAAGAAGUAUCCUGCUUAAAAUGAAAAGACUGAUAUUCCUUGUUUUUGCCAUCGUGAUGCUCACACAGGCUCAAGGUGAGGAUGAGGAGCAGCUUGAGCAGCUCAUGGACUCUGGAGUGGUAUUUGAGGAAGAGGAGGAGUUUUUGAAGUGUUUCCGUUGUGACCUGGGCUUUUGGGAUGCCUGCUACACCACUGAAACCAACUGCAGCCUCGGCGAGCGCUGCUACACGGGCCGAGGGAAAGCAGCUGAUACUCUGGACAUUAAGACUUUGGGAUGUGUGAAGGCAGAGGAGUGCAGCAUGGAGAGCACAGUGGAGCUCUUCUCCAACACAACCAUUUUUGCCAUGAUCAAACACUGCUGCGACACUCCCUUCUGCAACUCUGCGCACAAUCUUCAAAUCAUCACAUUUUUGUAUCUCACUGCAGCUUUCGUAAUUACCUGGCACCUAACUGAAGCCUCAACAGGAUCAUAA